GCUGCGUGGCGCUGCCCCGGCACGAAACGCCCGUUCUGUCCCUCGGUCGCCUCCGUAGUUCAGGCGUGGCGCUGCGUGCACAAAACACGAAAUGGCACUUGUGUCUGCCGACACGAGGAUCUCCGAGCUGCUGAGUGAGCUUCACCGGCUCAUCAAGCAGACACAGGAGGAACGGUCCCGUAGUGAACACAACCUGCUGAACAUUCAAAAGACUCACGAGAGAAUGCAGACGGAGAAUAAAAUCUCUCCAUACUAUCGGACCAAACUACGGGGCUUGUACACCACCGCCAAAGCAGACGCCGAGGCUGAGUGCGGAAUUCUGCGCAAAGCACUUGACAAGAUUGCAGAGAUCAAAUCCCUGCUAGAGGAGCGGCGAAUUGCGGCAAAGAUUGCCGGACUGUACAAUGACUCGGAUCCACCGAGAAAGACGAUGAGGAGGGGAGUGCUGAUGACUCUGCUUCAGCAGUCUGCUAUGACGCUGCCUCUGUGGAUCGGAAAGCCAGGCGAAAGCCCUCCACCACUGUGCGGUGCAAUACCAGCCUCGAGCGACUAUGUGGCCAAACCCGGGGAUAAAGUGGCAGCUCGGGUCAAGGCAGUGGAUGGCGACGAGCAGUGGAUUCUGGCAGAAGUGGUGAGCUACAGUCACGCGGCCAACAAGUAUGAAGUUGAUGACAUUGAUGAGGAAGGAAAAGAGCGUCAUACUUUGAGUCGCAGGCGUAUCAUCCCACUCCCACAGUGGAAGGCGAACCCUGAAACUGACCCUCAAGCACUCUUCACGAAGGACCAGCUUGUGUUGGCUCUGUACCCACAGACCACCUGUUUCUAUCGUGCGCUGAUCCACGCACCUCCGCAGCGGCCACAGGAUGACUACUCUGUGCUCUUUGAGGACACGUCCUAUGCCGAUGGCUACUCCCCUCCCCUCAAUGUAGCCCAGCGGUAUGUGGUAGCCUGCAAGGAGACUAAGAAGAAGUGAGGGAUGGUGUGUGUGUAAAUGUCUAGACCCAAGGCGAUAUGACUUCUAGAGACAGAAGAGUAAUUAAGAGAUGGAGUUCUACAUUAGAAUGUGUAUCUUUGAGUAAGGUGAGUUGUGUGAGAACUCAUCUGUCACAGUCAGCUGUAGCCAAAGGGACAGUGGACAAUAUGGAAGAAGCUGGUAUGUCUGUCCAGAGAGGUCUGAAGUGGACAUUUGUGUUACAUGGGAAAUAAGCAGGAGGUUAGGAGGGAGCUAGCCAGAGAGGAUUUUUGCCCGACUUUUGGAUUUUACUAUACUCGUCGUAAAAAUAAAACAGUUUUACUUUCAGGAGA
Molecule: messenger RNA, 1305 nt
Organism: Polypterus senegalus (gray bichir)
Lineage: Eukaryota; Metazoa; Chordata; Cladistia; Polypteriformes; Polypteridae
Gene: sgf29
Product: SAGA complex associated factor 29
Exons: 10
Coding region: 92-973 (293 amino acids)
Cellular component (GO): SAGA complex
Source: RefSeq, a predicted model, not a curated record